Molecule: messenger RNA, 1866 nt
Organism: Rosa rugosa (rugosa rose)
Lineage: Eukaryota; Viridiplantae; Streptophyta; Magnoliopsida; Rosales; Rosaceae
Product: BAG family molecular chaperone regulator 1
Exons: 4
Coding region: 630-1655 (341 amino acids)
Biological process (GO): protein stabilization
Cellular component (GO): cytoplasm
Molecular function (GO): adenyl-nucleotide exchange factor activity; protein-folding chaperone binding
Source: RefSeq, a predicted model, not a curated record
UUUUCGCUUCUUCUAUAUUACCUCAUUUUUAUUUUCCACUUUCUCUCUUCCCCUCCUCGACUCCUCCAGAACCAGAAAAAACAGAGCCAGAAGAACUCUUUUGAUUCUGUUUUCGCAUUGGUUUUCCCGGCCACCCAUCCUUGUACACACCGCCGCAGGUUCAAACCUCCUCAUCUUCUUCUUUCUCCUCAGGGUUUCACUUUUUAUGUUAAAUCUCUGCGGCAAAGUUUCUGUCGCAGCUGUUUGACUUGUGUGGGACUACAUUAUUUUGCCGCAGAGAUCUCAGAAGGGUUCGGACUCUUCUGGGUCAGAGCCGUUUGCUGGUUUUUUCUGUUUCUUUAAGGGGAAGGCAUCGGCUUUGGAUUAGGUGGAAUACAUGGGGUGUCUCGACUUCCUUUUGUAAGACGCCAUUGAUUCUGGUGUAAAGCAAAGACUGGUUUUUUUUGUGUGUGUGUGUGUCGUAUGUCAGAAAAACACGUGGCUGCUGGCGUGAUAUGCCGGGGUUCGGUGAAUUAAAGAACAGUGUCUUGUUGUUGUUGUUGUUGUUGGUGUGUGCUGUGAGAAGGGGUGUGUCUCAAUUGGGUGGAAUUUGAAGCAGAUCUUCGAGGGAAUUGGAGAGGUGUGAGAAGAUGAUGAGAAUGAAGAACAAGACGAGUUCAGGGGUGGAAGUGUCAAUGUCUAGUAUGAAUGGUGGGAACGAGUCUGGGCCGGGGGAGUGGGAGGUCAGGCCCGGAGGAAUGUUGGUCCAGAAACGGAAUCCGGACUCUGAUCGGAACUUGGCGCCACCGCCGACAAUUCGGGUCCGGGUCAAGCACGGGUCUGUUUACCAUGAAAUCAGUAUUGGCGCCCAAGCUUCGUUUGGGGACUUGAAGAAAAUGCUGGUCGGACCGACGGGUUUGCACCACCUGGAUAUGAAGCUGAUAUUCAAAGACAAGGAGAGGGAUUCCAAGGCGUUUCUUGACAUUUCCGGGGUGAAAGACCGAUCAAAGAUGGUGUGUGUUGAAGACCCUCUUAGCCAAGAAAAGCGGUAUCUUGAGAUGAGGCGCAAUGCCAAAAUGGAGAAGGCAUCAAAGUCCGUCUCCGAAAUCAGCUUGGAAGUAGACCGGCUCGCCGGUCAGGUGUCUGCUCUUGAAACAAUUAUUACUAAAGGUGCAAAAGUUGCAGAACAGGAUGUGCUUAAAGUGAUCGAGCAGUUGAUGAAUCAGUUGCUUAAAUUAGACGGAAUUAUGGGGGAUGGAGAUGUGAAGUUGCAAAGGAAAAUGCAGGUGAAACGAGUUCAGAAGUAUGUUGAAACUCUGGAUGUUUUGAAAGUUAAAAACUCCAUGCCUAGUAGCAAUGGGGAUCAUAUUCCAAAGCAAGCUCAUAGUCAUAGACAAAAUCAUUCCAACGGCAAUGGGCGUAUCCUAACACCAAUUCAAGAGCAGCAACCAAGGAAUUCACUUGGGAAUUUACCUACACAUCAGCAGCAAGGGCAAAAGCAAUUACAACAACAACAACCAUCCAGGCAUUCUACAUCAGGGCCAAUCGUUACCACGCAGUGGGAGACUUUUGAUAAUAUGCCGCCAUUGAUCCCAAUCUCGUCAACAUCUACAUCAACAACCUCAGCAGCCAAUGGUUCUGCCUACCCUAAAUUUAAUUGGGAGUCAUUCGAGUAAGCCGUAUACCUAUUGUUUGUGUUUGAGUGUGUGUGUCUGUGGAUGUGCUUUGAUAUUGUAUCCUAAAUGGUUUGCCUUCCCUUCUACAUUCUUUUCUGUACUUAGAAAAUGUUUUCGACCCCUUUUACUCUCUGUCAUUCAGUUCACCAGAAAUAAAUGGGGUUACUCCAAUAGUGAUUAUUAAUAUCAAUAUUGUUCUUUUUUCUUUGAA